This is a messenger RNA of Thermothelomyces thermophilus ATCC 42464, 520 nucleotides long. RefSeq lists its product as uncharacterized. Bases 85 to 378 code for a protein of 97 amino acids. The record is from RefSeq and is a predicted model, not a curated record. The transcript is spliced from 2 exons. Lineage: Eukaryota; Fungi; Ascomycota; Sordariomycetes; Sordariales; Chaetomiaceae.
AUGCCGAUAGAGAAAUGGAAGUCGUAUUCUAUACGUUACCGUGCUUCCCUUGCUUAGAACAUUGCUAAGAACGGUUUUAUUGUUAUGCCUUGCUCUUGGUAUAUGUCGCAAGGCCUUGUCUGUAAAAUGAUCGUAUAUACAAAGCGUUACAAGGCCUAUGUUCGUCGAGAUCGUUCUUACGAUAGCUCUAGCAUCCUGCUUUCUUCUUAUAAGCUUCUCUGGCGUCUUCGUCAGCAGAAGGAGUUUUUGAUAGAGAAAGGUACUAAUAUGGUAGCGUAUAGUCUGUCGACCUUAGACGAGUUAGAGGAGGUUGAGCGGCAAGAGACGCCUGCUAUGCCCUCGUUACAGAUUAAUGAUGCCGUCGAUGCUAUCGACUAGGGCGCCGUCUUUGGUUCUGUCCUAGGUUUUCCUUUAGUCGAUCUAGGUUCUGCUGGUAGAACUGUUCUAGUUUCUUAGGGCAGUUUAAAUUCUUAACUAGUUCCUAUGAGUUGUUUUCUGGUCUAAAAUCAAGCUAUUUGAC